AUGUGGAAAGCAGCAGUGUUUGUUUUCCUGCUGCUAAGCAUGGAUAUGCGGGUGAAUGGUGCUGUAGAUAAGACGAGGCGGCCCGUAGCAGAAAACUCCAUACGAGAGAAGAAGGUAAAGACAGAAGAGGCUGAAUCCAACAACAACACUCCUGCGACUGACACGGCUUCUUCAGGUUUCCUGGGGAACUUGCUGGUGGUACCCAUGGAUGGGAGUCACUGGGUGGGUAUGAAGGCCAUUGCCCAAGAAAUGGGUCGCCGUGGACACCGGGUCACCGUGGUGAUACCAGAGAUCAGCAUACGGAUGGGUCCCGGGGAACACUACGACACGGUGACCUAUCCUGUCCCUUAUGACAAGACUUAUAUUGAUCAAGUCAUGACCAUGAACAAGGACGUGUUACAACAAUUGCCACAGUCUUUCACGGAGAAGAUAAUGAAAAAAUUCUCACAAAUCCAGAAAAUAUCAGGCUUCAUCCACACCACAGCAGAGAGUCUACUGUUCAAUGCAAGUCUGAUCUCACAUCUGGCACAGCAGAAGUUUGAUGCCGUCCUAACAGACCCCAUGGUGCCCACAGGCUCACUAAUAGCUUGGAAAUUGGGUCUCCCCACUAUAAAUUUGCUGAGGGGGAUUCCGUGUUCCUUGGAUAUGAAGUCUGCGAGCUGCCCCUCCCCGCCCUCAUAUGUGCCCCGCUUCUUCACCAGAAACACAGAUAAAAUGAGCUUCAAGGAGAGAGCUUUGAACACUUUGGUGGCUUUAUUGGAGCCGCUGCUAUGCCGACUGCUGUACUGGCAGUUUGACAAUAUGGCCUAUCAGUUCCUCGGAGAGGAAGUGGGUGUAGCUGAAGUGUUGUCAGAAUCUGCUAUCUGGCUGCUGAGGCUCGACUUCACACUGGAGUUCCCACGUCCAGUCAUGCCUAAUAUGGUGCUGGUUGGCGGAAUAAAUUGCAACGUGAGAAAUCCUCUGCCUGAGGAUUUGGAGUCAUGGUUGUUAGGAGAACAUGGCUUUGUAUUGUUCACUCUGGGCACUAUGGUGUCAGACCUGCCAGAAGCGAUGACCUCCGUCUUCCUAGAAGCCUUCAGACAGAUUCCACAGAAGGUGAUAUGGAGAUACACUGGGCAGGUUCCCGACAAUGUCCCAGAGAAUGUGAUGUUUAUGAAAUGGGCGCCUCAGAAUGACCUGCUAGCACAUCCUGGAGCUCGGGCCUUCAUCACACACGCCGGCUCACACGGUCUCUUUGAGGGACUGUGCCACGCAGUUCCCAUGGUGAUGGUGCCACUUGGGGGGGACCAGCCUGACAACGCGCAGAGGUUGGCGAGCAGAGAAGUCGGAGUCGUGUUGGAUAUUUAUACGAUCACCACAGAAAGCCUUCUUCAGGGACUGAAUGAGGUCAUCAAUGACACCAGGUACAAAGAAAACGUGCAGAAGCUCUCAGCUCUCCAUAAAGACCGGCCUGUUGACCCUCUCGACCUUUCGGUGUACUGGACAGAAUUUGUGAUGCGGCACAAAGGGGCAAAACAUCUCAGAGCUGCAUCGCAUGACCUCAACUGGAUCCAGUACUUCUGCCUGGAUGUAAUAGUGCUACUGGCUACUGUAGUGCUGCUUUUUGUAACCCUGACAGUAAAAUGCUUGAAGCUAUUCCUUCGGAUAUUGAGCAGGAAGAGAAAGCAGGACUAAUGGUGCUACAUGUGCACCUUCAACUCAGCAAUAAAACUUUUCCUUUUUUUCUAAAAUGGUUUAAAGAUGUUACAGGGUGUACGAAUAAUAAGGGAAGCCAUG
Molecule: messenger RNA, 1776 nt
Organism: Cottoperca gobio
Lineage: Eukaryota; Metazoa; Chordata; Actinopteri; Perciformes; Bovichtidae
Product: UDP-glucuronosyltransferase 1-1-like
Exons: 9
Coding region: 1-1674 (557 amino acids)
Molecular function (GO): UDP-glycosyltransferase activity
Source: RefSeq, a predicted model, not a curated record